UCAGCAUAACAACAACCUGUCAUGACAGCUCGGAUGGGAAAAAAAUAUUCGAUUAAGAUUUGAUAUUAAAUUUUAUAAAUCGACCUUCACCUUGAUGUAAGAGUCCUAAUAAAAGUGUGUGCGAUCCAGGACGGACAGGGCAUUCUUAAACCUGUCAUUUAGCCAGCCGAGACGGGGAACAGGAUAGGGAAGCAGGGCGAGGCGGGCCCCGCGGAGCCGGUGGAGAAGAUGGCCGGCAGCCCGGAGAAGAGUUCCACCGCGCAGGAGCUGAAGGAGCAGGGGAACCGGCUGUUCCUCUGCCGCAAGUACCAGGAGGCUGCUACCUGCUACAGCAAAGCCAUUAACCGUAAUCCAUCAGUGGCAGUAUACUACACCAACAGGGCUCUCUGCCAUGUGAAGCUGCAGCAGCAUGACAAGGCUCUGGCAGAUUGUAAGCAUGCGCUGGAGCUGGACAGUCAGUCAGUGAAGGCCCACUUUUUCUUGGGCCAGUGUCACCUGGAGCUGGAGAACUACGAUGAGGCCAUCGGCAACCUGCAGAAAGCUUAUAACCUGGCAAAAGAACAGAGGCUGAACUUUGGAGAUGACAUCCCCAGUGCUUUGCGCAUCGCCAAGAAAAAACGUUGGAACAGCAUCGAGGAGAAGCGCAUCAACCAGGAGAACGAGUUACAUGCCUAUCUGACCAAACUCAUACUGGCCGAGAAGGAACGAGAACUAGAAGAAUACAAAGAAAAACAGGAUGACAAUCAAAAUGGAGGCGAUGCCGCCAAGAUUGCAUCAAAACAUGACAAGUAUCUAAUGGACAUGGACGAGCUCUUCUCUCAAGUGGACGAGAAAAGAAAAAAACGGGAAAUCCCUGAUUACCUUUGUGGGAAGAUCAGUUUUGAGCUGAUGAGGGAACCCUGCAUCACACCCAGUGGAAUCACUUAUGAUCGCAAGGACAUUGAAGAACACCUACAGCGAGUAGGUCAUUUCGACCCGGUCACCAGGAGUCCCCUGACCCAGGACCAGCUGAUCCCCAACCUGGCUAUGAAGGAGGUGAUCGACGCCUUUAUCCAGGAGAACGGCUGGGUGGAGGACUACUGAAGAGAGACGCCUCCCAUUUCUCCUUCAUACCCGAGUGCUCAACACAAAGCCUGGACAACACAAGACUAUCGAGAACAGAUCACCCCUUGCCUGGAUAUGUACUUUACACAAGCGGGAAAAGCCACACUAUGGACUACCAAACGGGAGCCACGUAUCUCGGCCUGCCUCCUUCCCCACAUCUUAUCUUUGCUGUAAAACUUCCCCGCUCCUACUUUGCCGAGGCUCGGUGUUAUUCAUGGCCUGCUGCUCCCUUUAAAACCUCCUUCCCUCUGCUCUUUCUGGCCUUUUUCUCUCUCUUCCUCUCUGCCCUCAUGCUGUUUUUUCUGCUCUUUUAAACCUUGACUCCCUUUCUGUACUCAAACCGGGGCCACGUUCUCAGGUCUCUCUUGCUCCUUCUCGCUUUAUCUCUCUCUCUCUCUCUCUCUUUCUCUGAGUGCCACAGUUCUUGGAAAGCAUCAGCAUUGCACUCCAGUGUUUCACAUUAGCCACCAUUAUACAAAAAAAUAAUAAUAAAAAAAAAUCACAUUUCGGUGGCAGAUUAAGACAUUGGCCUUUCGUUUGGCGUUUACUCCAGUAUUUUGUAGUCACUUUUUUCAUUCAACGAUGGAGCAUUUUCCCACUUCUUAAUGUACUUUGGUGGAAGUGGUAACUAAAAUGCCAAAAACCUGUUCUGAACAAGGGUUGUUUGUAUGCAAGUUUUACAUGACGAUAACCGAAAAGGGAACCAAGUCCCUUUUCUACCCUCUGGUGGCGCUUCAUACAUACCCACGGGUCACCAUAAGAUUUCGAGUAGAUUGUUAGUUUGUUUUUCUCUCUGCAUAUCAAUCACAACCGACUACAGACAAUUGAGAUAAGUUGAAUGUAUGCAUUCUUUAUAGGUGUAGAAUCAACCUUCAGUAAUUCAAGAUGUUGUCUAAACAGGACAAUGUGAGGCGAGAAGCCUUCGAACUGGAAACGAAUGGCAGUGGCUGCUGCGUAAUCAAACAGUCUUCACGUUGCUGGAUAUCGAUUGAAAAAUGGCUUAUGAGAGACUGUUUGGGUUGUUGCCGAGUGAUAUGACUGUGGACUCUCACAUCAAGCAUGAAGUGAAUUUUCUUCUCCUUAGCAAAAAACAAAAAAAAAAGCAAAAAAGAUGGUUGUCUUCUCUUCUCACCGUUUUGCUGUUACUUUUUAUGCACCUUCUCCUCACAGUGUCACAGUUAUGAAGAAAAAUGGUUGCCGCAAUCAUGAGCGCGAAACCAACUCCAAGUCGUUUCCCGUUACGAGGAUCUGAGGUUCAGUCGCGUCACUACUGCCCCGACCUCCGUCAUAGAAAUGCUGGAAGAGCUAAGACCAUCUUAUCUCAUCCGUACCUCAGUCCCAACUUUAUCGCGUGCUGGUUUUCUGGCAUUCUCUGUAAAACACACAUUCAUUUCAGUGCUAUUAGUUUACAGAUUUUUAUUUUUAUGUUUUCAGCUGAAUGUGUCUGUGGUGAAUUAGGCCUGUCGGUGGUUCGUGUCGGAGUGCAGGCGGUGUACAUAAUUUGCUGGUGUAUGUCAGAUUUUAUUUCUUGACAAAAUAGGGUUCUUUUUUUUCUUGAGAAAUCCUAGAGCUUGAGAAACUGUAUUAAAUGUAGAUAUGUUGAUAAAAAAUAAAUGCCUGAUUCAGUUUUCAUUUGUCCCCAUUAAACCAUGAACUUUGAGGUUGUUUGUUGUGGUGUUUCUGACACUAGAUGAUCAUUAAAGAGAUACCAAGUAUGAA
Molecule: messenger RNA, 2823 nt
Organism: Stegastes partitus (bicolor damselfish)
Lineage: Eukaryota; Metazoa; Chordata; Actinopteri; Pomacentridae
Product: STIP1 homology and U box-containing protein 1
Exons: 8
Coding region: 229-1083 (284 amino acids)
Biological process (GO): proteasome-mediated ubiquitin-dependent protein catabolic process; positive regulation of proteolysis; protein polyubiquitination
Cellular component (GO): cytoplasm; Z disc
Molecular function (GO): protein-folding chaperone binding; ubiquitin protein ligase activity
Source: RefSeq, a predicted model, not a curated record